AGGGCUUAUGCUCCGGGCAUGGAUUGGAGCUAGGUCGCGGUCGAGAGCGCUGCUCCAGCAGUGCCGACGGCUGAGCGCGCCACCUCCUCAAAUUGUGGAUCCCGCCGAUGGAUCGCCUCCGCCUCCGCCUCCAUCUCCGCCUCCUCCCGCCGUGAUCGACAGUGAGGAGACGAGGCGCGCCAAGCAGCGCGCGGCGGAUCUCAAGGCCAUCUAUGAAGGUAGGAUGGAUUUCGAGAUCGCUACCAGGGUCGCAUUUGGGGAAUCUAAGAAUCCAAAUCCCAAGGAGCUCGGGCUUGAUUGGCACUUGUGGCAGUUCUUCGUAUGCGUCGUCGUCCCGGUUUCUCUGAUCUACAUGGUGGCAAUGUACGCGCGUCGAGAGAUUCGAAGAUUGGAGAAGGAGAGAGGGAUUGAGCCACUGCCAAAGAAGACAUGGGCGAAUAGAUACGAGAUCGAUCGAUUGCAAAAGGAGUACCAAGCCAAACGAACAGUGAGGCGCGCGGGAUUAGACGUCGAAGAGCUCAAAUCUCUCAAAGGCAGGCUCGAUUCGAUCGAUGACAAACUCGCCAAACUGGAAACGUUUUUAAAUCGCCCAGCGCUUCCAGAGAUACCUUCAAGUCCUCCAGCAAAUCAAUCAAAGUGACGAGCUUGUAAAAAUCAUGGUUUCAAUCCCCACCGUCAAAUUUGCCGGGCCAUCUGACGGUCACGGUUUUACGUUA
Messenger RNA from Selaginella moellendorffii, 716 nucleotides. RefSeq lists its product as uncharacterized. The transcript has 4 exons. The coding region runs from base 8 to 640 and encodes 210 amino acids. NCBI's taxonomy places the organism in Eukaryota, Viridiplantae, Streptophyta, Lycopodiopsida, Selaginellales, Selaginellaceae. The record is from RefSeq and is a predicted model, not a curated record.